This is a messenger RNA of Porites evermanni, 2918 nucleotides long. NCBI's taxonomy places the organism in Eukaryota, Metazoa, Cnidaria, Anthozoa, Scleractinia, Poritidae. The record is from the annotation of a GenBank genome assembly.
AUGGCAACGAGAAGGACAGGGCAACUAGUACAGCGUAGCACGGCCUCUAGUGGAAUUUUACCCGAGGAUAACCCGGACAUCGAAGGUAACGAAGGUUACGAGAGCGACGAAGAGACAGGCGACAGAAAAGAAACUCGACUCACUCUGAUGGAAGAAGUGCUACUGUUAGGUCUUAAGGAUAAAGAGGUAAACGUUAGAAGCUUUCGUUUGUCCUUGAUGUCGUUAGGUCUCUGUGUAAUGAACUAUUUCGCUCCUGAUCGCUAGGGUUAUACGUCAUUUUGGAACGACUGCAUUUCAUCCGGUCUGCGUGGCUGUAUGGUGAUUGAGUUAGGAUUGCGUGGAAGAAUCGAACUCGAGAAGACUGGAAUGCGGCGAAGGAGCUUGCUUAACAGGCGGGUUUUAUGCAAGAGCGAUAAUUUAACUGGCGAUGUACUUUUGGAUGAAGCCUUGAAGCACAUUAAAGAGACCGAUCCCCCAGAUACUGCGCAAAAUUGGAUCGAACUACUAAGCGGUGAGUGAGAAAACGUAAUUAUUCAUGUCGUCAUCUACUUGCCACCACAUUCAAUUUGUUAAAAUCAAACACCAUGAAAAAUUCCUAUCCCUGUCUUUUCUUACAUUGCGUUUUUUUCGCCGCAUUUAGCCCACGAAACAUCCCGAUUUGCUUUUAAACUUAUUAUUUGUUUGCGUUGCCUAUGUUGAACUUUUAUGAGUUAAUCCUGUGCGUCGAUUACGUGUUGAUAAUCCAAAAAAGCUAAAAACUAAGCGGUUUCUGGUUUAUGUUGUGCAUUUGAAUACUGGAAAGUAUAAGAAUAAGAAUUUUUCUCAAGAGACUGAAUUUUUGGAGGUUUUAGAACAGAUCGUGGUCGGCAUUGGAUACGGUGAACGUGUCACUGUUUAGCAUAUAUCUGUAUAUAAUGUUUGCAGAAUUAAAAAACCUUAUGGGGUCAAUUUUAAAGUUACGACCUAUAACUUCUCCUCGUAGAUCCUUAAUACUUGUACCGCGUUAGUAACACUUGUUGAGACAUUUUUGUAAUUUGAUUGCAUUUGGGAAAAUAAUACAGACUUACAUGUGCGUCUGAAAAUUUCUGUAGGGGAAAACAGUAGCUUCUACAAAACUCAGACAUUCUUUCAGCUUGUUACACAAAUUCCUUCUUAACUACAUCCAUGUGACAUAAAAGGAAACCUGGGAGCAUGUAUCCAGCCGUUGAAGAUACUUUAAAAUUGGUGUGCGUCAAAUCAGGAUAUGAUCAUUGGACCGAUUUGAAUUUUAAUGAAUUACAGUGUAUGUGAUUGCAGUCACAUGAAAAAUGUCGUUUUUCAACCACAGUAACAGACCAAAUGACAUCUUGAAAAAUUGAUAUGGUACCCCAGAAAAUUUAAAAGUAAAAGCAGGCAACAGUAAUGUUUCCUUUUAAAAAGAAGCCUCUUUUACCACCAGGAGUUUCGAUAAAAAUUGAAGUAGCUGGCAGGUUUGAAUAGAUUAACCAACUGUAUUAACAAGGGGUCAUUAUUCCCUUUUUUCUAUGGUGGACGAUGGGGUUUGGUGGCAUGCUUCCCCAGAAAAUUUUGACACUUCAAAGCCUUAAAAUGUGAUUUUUAGCAUCUGGGGACUAAACUGAUGACAGAAGAGUGUAUCUCUCAUUUAAGAAAAUGCAGCUUUCAUCCAUCUUUUGAUUUAUCAGUCACACAAUCAAUUCCUACAAUAAUAACUAAAUUAUGUACUUUUGCACGUAAACAAAUUCUGUAUAAACCUGUGAAAAAGUGACUAAAAUAUAGUGUUCAGAUGACUGCAUAAUGUAAAACUAGUGGGCCUUUAUGAAAACACAUCAUAAUUAUGUUUUCAUUCAGAUUUUACGAUAUAUAUAUUUUUGUUUACAACAUUAUUCAAACUAGUUGCUUAGUUGCUUGUAGGAGCUGACUUCUAUGAGCAAAGUAGCUGAUGCAUUUUUUUAGCCAUCAGUGCUUAUUGAAACCCCUGAUCUUGAUCCACUAACCAAGUGAAUUUUAGCCUUGUUGUCAUUUUGUUAGAUGUGCUGUGGUGCAACUUUGAGACUGGUUCAAAUUAUAUUUUCCUUUUAAUAUUUCAGUUAUUAUCAUCCAUCACAAUAUCCCAAAACCUUUGAAGUAAAAUUUGCAAGGUUGCAUUUGAUUAUUUCUCUUGAAAUUUUCAUUUAUAAUAAUAAUAAUAAUAAUUUUAAUAAUCAUCAUCAUUGUUAGGCAAAUUAUUGCUUUUUAUAUUUUGUUAUCUUUUACUAUGAUUUUCAUAUUUUAAAGAAUUUUGGCAGGCAAAAAGUAAAAUUUGGCUAAACAUUUCUGUGUUGGAGUCAAAUCAAUCCUGUUAGUAAUUCUUUGGAGUCAUGGAUAUAUUUUUGACUUACAAAAAUGCCAAAUUUGCUGUAUUUUUUUAUCCGUCAGUCCUCCCUGUAAUUUUUCUUGUUGCUACAUGAAAUUUAGUGUAGUAUUCUUGAACAUAUGUCUUUUUUUUUCCUGCAGGAGAGACGUGGAAUCCCUUAAAACUUAGAUAUCAGCUCAGGAAUGUGCGUGAGCGACUUGCAAAGAAUCUUGUUGAGAAGGGAGUGCUCACAACGGAGAAACAGAAUUUCCUCUUGUUCGACAUGACAACACAUCCUCUUGUGGAUUCAGGUCUCAAACAAAAAGUUGUAAAAAAAGUUCAAGAUGCAGUCUUAUCAAAAUGGGUGAAUGAUCCUAAUAGGAUGGAUAAAAGAGUGCUGUCAUUGAUUUAUCUUGCACACUCCUCCGAUGUUUUGGAGAAUGCAUUUAAUCCUCUCUCUGAUGACGAUUAUGAACUAGCAAUGAAAAGGGUUCGAGAUCUCUUAGAACUUGAACCCGAGGAGCAAGCACAGAAGCCAAAUGCUAACGAGGUCAUGUGGUGUGUAAUUUCAGCUUUCAUUAAAUAA